Molecule: messenger RNA, 2128 nt
Organism: Dermacentor silvarum
Lineage: Eukaryota; Metazoa; Arthropoda; Arachnida; Ixodida; Ixodidae
Product: lysosomal protective protein-like
Exons: 11
Coding region: 278-1684 (468 amino acids)
Biological process (GO): proteolysis
Molecular function (GO): serine-type carboxypeptidase activity
Source: RefSeq, a predicted model, not a curated record
CGGGCACGCUAUAGUGUAAGCAGAACUGUCAAACGAAGAAAGUAAUUGCCAAGUUGCUCGGUCAAUGAUGGCACAGCGGACUUCCUAGCCAAGUAAUCUGCUACAAUUUACACACUGAUAAAGCCGACUACGUUGGAGAACCGUAACUAAUUACAGAGACAAAAGUGCAGCUCCCAAACAGCUUAUUGCCAUUGCAGCACCCUAAAUGUCGUAAAUCGGGCAAGUGCCUCAACGACUUCUUCAUAAGCUUACAGGGCGGACCAAGGGAGUAAGAGCCAUGUUGUUCACGGAAUUGUUUGUCUUUUUCGUCACUACAAUCCCUACGCUGAGCGUAAAAGCUCAGGCGCCGGCGCAAGACGAAAUCAAGUCACUUCCAGGACUCACUGUAAAGCCCACUUUCAAGCAGUACUCGGGAUUCCUGAACGCAGGCCCGAAUCGAAGGCUGCAUUACUGGUUUGCAGCGAGCCAGACGUCGAAAGCGUCUGUCGAUCCGGUGGUCAUCUGGGUUAACGGCGGGCCCGGAUGUUGCAGUUCGAUGCUGACUCUGAUGAUGGAACAUGGCCCGUUCCGGCCCACGGACAACGGGCAGCACCUCGUGCCUAACGACUUCAGUUGGAACAAGGUCGCUAACGUCCUGUUCUUGGACGCACCGGCCGGAUCGGGCUACUCGUACGACGCCACCGGAAACUACACCACUGACGACGAACGGGCCGCAGACGACACGUACCUUGCUAUAGAGGACUUCUUCCACAAGUUCUCUCUGUACAACACCAAUGACCUCUACGUCGUAGGGCAAGGUCACGCGGCCACGCACGUCACCCUCGUUGUCGAACGGCUGCUUGAGGAUCCUGCGGUGAAACUAAUGGGUUAUGCUAUCAACAAUGGAAUCCUUGACGAGCGUUUCAGGGGAAAUUCCCUAAUGUUCUUCGGCUACUACCACGGCCUCUUUGGACGAAGACUCUGGAAGAAGCUGACUACGAAUUGCUGCAACGGGGCUAUUAAUCGAACAUCAUGCAACUUUGUCGAUUCCACCAUAGCAACCUGUCAGGAAGCGGUAAAAGAAGCUGGAAACAUCAUUGGAACUCCAGGACUGAACAUGUUUAACAUUUACGCGAAAUGCGAGCCAUCGAAAAACGAGUCCGACUGCUUGUUCGAGAGUGAGGAAUCGAGUGAUAUGUGCCGGAGGUCUAAGAAUUGGUUCGUUCGCCAUCCCGGCAUGGCAGACAAGGACAUCAGGUGGAGUCCUUCAUGCUUGGACACCAGUGAAGUGGCUGCGUACAUGAACAGGCAAGACGUUAAAACGGCGUUACACGUAGACGAAUCUCCAAACCAAUGGGUGCCAUGCAGCGAUGUCGUCAAGUAUAAGGUGAUGUACACGGACCUGCGAGAAAUAAUCAAAAAGAUAUCGUCCAGCGAUAAGGUAAGAGCCCUCUUCUACUACGGUGACGUCGACAUGGUGUCCAACUUUCUUGGUGCCAAGUGGUUCAUCGACAACCUUCGGCAUCAGACAUUAGUCACCUACGAGCAAUGGCUUUUCAAGCAACAAAUCGGCGGUUACGUGGAGUACUACGCCGGGAAUAUCGUCUACCUCACAAUAAAGGGCGCCGGACACAGAGUUUCAAGAGACAAGCCUCCCGUCUCACUGCAAAUAAUAACCCGUUUCGUUACAAAUCUACCGUUCUAGAGAGAAAAAAAAAGAAAAACGUAAACAUAAAAGAAAAGCACGCGCACGUAGAACUCCUUGUUUUCUAAUAAAUACCUGCUGCUGCCGUUUUUGUUGUGACCUUGAACAAAUAAAUGGUUAUAAUGAUCACUAAGUCGUUAACGCUGUUCUCCUUUACCGCUUCCAGCCGGUUAUCACGGUUUUGCGACAUGUCGAAUCCGAACUGAUAAUUCCAAUUGGGAAGCUUAUUCGAGAGAAAUCCUGAUUUUGAUGUCAUAUGGGACCAUCCAGCAAGACCGCGUUGGCGCGUCGCCAUCUGUAUAUCGGAAAGAACGCAUUCUGCACAGUGAUUCUAACAAGGGUCAACACUCCGUUAAACUCGUGCUGCUGUAUUUAUUCAGGGGCAUAAAUGGAAAUUGACAUCUCUGCAAGAGCGACCGUUUUAUGGAUUGUAAUAUAGAUGGG